CGUCGUAAAAUAAAAUUUCUAAGAUAUUUCAGAUAUAUAUUAGAUAUAGAAAAAUGAUCGAAUGUUGCAUUGUGUGAUAUUUUCCUAAUAUUUUAAAAACGUAAUCGAAAAAAUUAUCGAUUUCUACGAUGUUUCCGCAACACUAAUAAUGAGAUUAUAAAUGUCGAAUAGAAUAAGAAAUAAUUAAGGAGGACAUGAAGCACGCGGUAUAGGUAUCCAAUAAGUGUGAGAACAAAGAAUGUUUCGAAGUCUGCUAUUGGUUACAAGCGCCUGAAUGUUAUUGGUCGAAGUACACGUGUCACGAAGCAUGCUUUACACGUGCGUUGUCUCUUGGCGAGCUGCUGGCCUACUAAAUCUGUUGCUUUAACAAUUUUCAAGUUUUUUUAUUCAUUAUUUGUUUUUAUCAUUCACAUAUGACCUAUUAUACGUACAUAAUUUAUUAGUUUGACCGGCUUACGUACCGUUCGUACUCAUCGGUUUUAGGUUUUAGUCAUUAUCCAGACCACCGAUUUUUAAUAUAGUACGCUGGCGAUUUUUCCACGAAAAACGAAGCAUAAUACUGGAAUGAAGAACAGAAGACAGAUCUAUGAUUAGCGCAAUGUUCAUAAAUCAUAUAGUGAUUAGGCAAGAUUAAUCAAGUUUACGAGAGAUUAUUUUUGUAAUAAAUAUGUCAUCUUUUGACGAAAAAGUAAAACAUACAUUGAAGAGUUACAUCACACGACAACAUCAACGGAAGCAGCAGCAAGAAAAUAAAGAGCAAACUCCAAGCGCAGAAAGGUGUGAAAUAGAGAGAAAAAUCUGCUAUGUGCAAAGGACGAUUUCCGAACUAGAGAAGGAGAGACGUAUGUUGAUCCAGGAAUUCAAGCAGGUAUUGAAUGAGGAGAUCGAAAUUGAAAAACAACGAUAUAUGGAGAGAAUGAGUGCUUGCUUUGAAGACUCAACGAUGGAAAAUGGUUAUGUGUGAAAGUAAGAACAAGAAUCAUCACAUUCACCAGUGAAUGCGUCUAUGAGUAGAAAAUGCUUUUUAUAUUUUAAUUUUAAACUUUAUGUAUUCUAUUUGUUGGAUAUCGUGUUUUUAAUACGAUUAAAUAUAUCAAUAUAUAUGUGAGAUUUUCCUACGAUUGAACCAAAUAAGAAUACUAGUGAUGUAUUAGUGUUCAAGCAGAGGGGCUCUUUAUAAGCCAGUUUCAGACAGACAAAUGAUAGAAAUAAAGUAUUGUAUACCAAAAGGAAAUACGCCAUGAGAUUAAUUGUAUUUAUUCGCGGAUUAUUGUCAUCAAUGGUGCUACAGUUCAAGGUCGAGUAGGUCGAGCCAUGGCCUUCUGAAUUGUUUGGCCUUCAGGUUUCUUAACAGUAAUUUUUAAGGGGGCAGGUUGUUAGCCUAGGCACUCAACUCCCAGUUUGGAAAACUAGAAAUCACUUUUAUGGGGGGAUACACAUAGCAGUUUCCAGUUGCUAUGUGUGGACCAACAGCUUAACGUCUCUUCCAAAAGACGGAGCCCAGUUUCUCCG
Molecule: messenger RNA, 1512 nt
Organism: Temnothorax curvispinosus
Lineage: Eukaryota; Metazoa; Arthropoda; Insecta; Hymenoptera; Formicidae
Exons: 3
Coding region: 668-964 (98 amino acids)
Source: RefSeq, a predicted model, not a curated record